AUGGAAGUGCAGCAGUGCACCUACAUGAAUAAGAUCUGCCGGGGCUGCUACAAUGCCAGACUUCCCAUCAUGGCAAAGGUGAAGACCAGGAUUCGAGCGCAGGGUGGUCUUGAGGAGCUUCAGCCUUCCUUGAAGAUGCGCAAGGAGUACGAAGCUGCUCAUGACGCGGACCUUCUCAAGAAUCGACCGGCAAAGAUCGAUGGCUUGCAAAAUGCUGCCGCCUCGCAUCUGAAUGGUCAGGUCUGCAGGCUGGUGGCUAAGGAUGCUGAGACCUUGCGGUGGACUGUGGAGCUUGUCAGUGGAGAGCAGAAGUCCAUCAAGGAGGUCAACUUAACUGCAUCGAAG
Symbiodinium pilosum is the source of this 345-nucleotide messenger RNA. Lineage: Eukaryota; Dinophyceae; Suessiales; Symbiodiniaceae. The record is from the annotation of a GenBank genome assembly.